AUAAUUUAAAUUAAAAUGGAAGCAAAAUUAAACAUGAAAGUAACAAUCUUUUUGUUUUUACUUAUUACUACGGCUAUCAUACCCACAAACGGAGAUAAUAUUACGUUCACCAAGAAUAGGGUUUUAGAUUGGAACAAAGAAUAUUAUUUCUGUGGUGAUAAAUUUCUCAGGGUUGUGUCUCAUAUAUGCAAUUCUGAACCUUACAAAGGAAUAUCAGAAGAGUUUUACGCAUUGAUAAGACAGUAUAGGAAAACCUGUUGCUCUUACACCUGCUCAUUAAAUUCAUUAAAAAUUUUCUGCGAUGAUAAUAGAAAUUCUGGUGCAAUUUUGUUCAAAUAAAAACAAGCUGC
Molecule: messenger RNA, 350 nt
Organism: Sipha flava (yellow sugarcane aphid)
Lineage: Eukaryota; Metazoa; Arthropoda; Insecta; Hemiptera; Aphididae
Exons: 5
Coding region: 16-339 (107 amino acids)
Source: RefSeq, a predicted model, not a curated record